AUGGACCCCUCCACCACCGCGACUUUGCCUGGCGGCCGCACAGCGACUGGCGGUAUACUCCUCCUUGCCAUUGUGGCAGUCGUUGUGCUAGCAUCGCGACGCUUCCUGCAAUACUAUCCCGAUCCUCGAGAACCUCCAGUUGUACCUGCGCGUAUUCCCUACGUGGGCCACAUCAUCGGGCUAAUCCGAUAUGGCGGGCAGUACUUUCGGAUGCUAGACGAACGUUACAAAUACCCAAUAUACACUCUCCCGAUGCUGAACUCGAGAAUGUACCUCGUUACAUCGCCCGUACUUGCUAGCAACAUCCAGCGCGCUUCCAAGACCCUUUCCUUCAACAAACUGGUCGGCUACUCUUUGCCUGGUAUGAUUGAAUACGACGAGGAAGCAAUGAAAGUGUGCAUGAACGGCACAGAGAAGACGGACGAGAACCCUGGUCUCAUCCCCGCAAUGCACGAUAUGCUCUACUCUGUUCUUGCCCCCGGGAAGCACCUCGACGAAAUAAGCGAGCUGGUGCUGAAAGGUCAUGCGGGAUACCUGAACGGCCUUGCGCGUGGGGAAUCCCAGACCAUGGAUCUGUACAGAUGGACCAGGGAUAUGUUCAGUGUGUGCACGGCGCGGGCUCUGUACGGGCCAGAGAACAUAUUCGCGAUGCAACCUGAGUUAGUAGAGGCAUUCUGGGACCUUGAUGCCGGGAUGACCAAGCUGAUGCCUGGCAUACUGCCGUCUCUCAUCGCGAGGAAAGCUUACUACGCUCGCAAGAAGCUUUACGCGGCGUUUAUUGAGUACAUCAAACAGAGGAGUUAUCUUAAGGCUUCGCAGGUCAUCCGGAACCGUGUGGAGAUAAAUGCAGAGCAUGGGUUGAACACCAAGAUGCUGGGCCAUGGAGAAGUUGUGUUCCUCUGGGGAAGUCUGGUCAACGCUACCCAGUCCUCCUUUUGGCUCAUAAGCAACAUCUUCUCCCGUCCCGAAUUGCUCAAAGAGAUCAGAGCGGAGAUAGAAGCACACGCAAUGAUAACGCAGCAGGAGGGUACUGUCCGCGUGCUGGACAUGAAAGCACUCCGAAACUCCUGUCCGCUCCUUGUUUCCGUUUACCGCGAGACCCUCCGCAUGACAGCCAACGUCAACUCCAGCAGGCUAGUGACCGCCGACACGAUGGUGGCAGACCAGUACCUACUCCGGGCCAACUCUGUUGUCCAGAUCGUCAGCGGUGUCAUCCACAGCGAUCCUGCCGUUUGGGGCCACGACGCUGCUGAGUUCAAUCCGAGGCGCUUCUACAACUCCACCGCCGGCAACUUUACGGCAAAGGACGAGGCCAAACAGGGAUCCAAGCAGGUCAAUCCGGUCGCUUUUCGUGCCUUUAGCGGCGGCUCGGUACUCUGUCCCGGACGCCACUUCGCCCAGGUUGAAAUCCUGGGCUUGGCUGCCGCCAUGGCCAUGUGUUUUGAUGUGACAGCUGUGGACGGUGGGCCGAUGCCUGUACCAGGCAAGGACGGGACAGGAAUGCUUGCGGUCGAUAGGCCCCUUGAGGCUAUACAUGUGAACAUCCGGCGAAGGACGGGCUGGGAAGAUGUCACGAUCGCAUACGAUGCGCAUGGUCCUCCGGCAUAG
Messenger RNA from Coniosporium apollinis CBS 100218, 1608 nucleotides. RefSeq lists its product as uncharacterized. Lineage: Eukaryota; Fungi; Ascomycota; Dothideomycetes. The record is from RefSeq and is a predicted model, not a curated record. The coding region runs from base 1 to 1608 and encodes 535 amino acids. Gene Ontology annotation, molecular function: iron ion binding; oxidoreductase activity, acting on paired donors, with incorporation or reduction of molecular oxygen; heme binding. The transcript is spliced from 2 exons.